This is a messenger RNA of Cotesia glomerata, 1709 nucleotides long. RefSeq lists its product as uncharacterized. Bases 108 to 809 code for a protein of 233 amino acids. The transcript is spliced from 2 exons. The record is from RefSeq and is a predicted model, not a curated record. NCBI's taxonomy places the organism in Eukaryota, Metazoa, Arthropoda, Insecta, Hymenoptera, Braconidae.
GUUUCAGCGAUGCAAGUUAACCAUGCAGGCCAGGCUCUCUCCCAGUCUCAGUCGCGUCCUGGCCACCAACAGUAGCGACUACAAGCCUAAACCCAAGCAUAGGACUGAUGUCGCUGCCAGUGGAGAACGGUCCAUCUGUUCAGGUGCCGCGUUCGCUGAUGCAAGCCUUCCUGAAACAGGACCCGAAUCACCCCGGCCUGGAAACCGUGCGUCUACCGAACCCGCUGGUCGGUAAUGAAGAGCCGUGCACACUUCCGUCAUACUGCCGCGAAAUAGAAUCCGAAGUUUGUCUGGUCUGUCGGCGCUGCGGUCGCGCCUAUCCUCAAGAAUCCUCGCUAUUGACACACCAGCGGUCCUGCUAUUUGGGCAACCAGCAGCGCCGAGGGGCCUUGCGUCUAGUCCAGGCCCGCUUUAGCUGCAGUUUGUGCGACACCGCGGCCUCUACUCGGACCUACGGCACCCUGGGCGAGUGGCGCCGCCACGCGGAGACCGUACAACACCGCGCGAGGCUCGAGUCUCUUCAAAUUCAGCAGCGAACUUCAGGAUCUUCAAAUUUCGGUCAAUUUUCCAGCCCGGACUUCAAUUUGGGGCUCAAUCUCGGCCAAGACGCUAACGAUGAAGAAGCGAACCCUCUUGUCGACGAAAUGGAGGACGUUGUAAACCAAAUUACGCUUCUUGCGGCUCGCGCAGCCGCAGAAAGCACGUCCACGAGCACUCAGAGCGCGGUUGUGUCUCAGGACAACAAUAAUGGCGAAGCUAAGCGGCAAAAAUUGGUCCAGGAAGUUGCGGCCUUGGCCGGAGCACGUUAAAUUUUUUUUUUCAUCAUCAAGAGCUCAAUUUACCGAUUAAAGACUUUUAAAUGAAAAAGGGAAUGAUUUUUUAAUAAUUACUUAAUUAAUUAAUUAAUUAAUUAGGAAUAAACUGGUUACUUGGGUGGUAAGAAAUAAUUAAUUAAUAAAAUUACUAAUAAUAAUUAUCAUCAAAUAUUUAAAUGAUGAUGAUUGUUAUUAUUCAAUUUAUGGGGCUACGGUGCGAAGGUGAUAGUGAUAAUGAUAAUGAUAAUGAUAAGUGUACGGACUAAAAUAAAGACAAGAAUUGUAACGAGAGGAUAUAAGUGAUUUGUAAACAGGCUUUAAUGUUAAUUAAAGGAAAACGAAAAUAAACUAAUGUACUGAUUUUGUUAUUUAAAUAGUACAUUACUGUAGUUUCGUUGUACUGUGUGUAUUAUUUUAGUAGGCAAGACGCGUCUCGAUGCGCGCACUCAACGAAGUUCCUCUAAGUUAAUUAUUAAUUAUAUUUAUAUGGUGAUUAUUUUUAGUUAUUAGUUAUUAAUUAUUGUGAAAUAUUGAGAUUGUAAUUUAGUUGGGCGAAAACGUACGUGAAAAUUUCGGAAUUGGGAUGUAAUGAGAGAAAUGGCACGACAAAGGCGUCGUGAUGGUCUGACUAACGUUCCUAUGUAAAGUUUUAUUAUUAUUAAUAAUUUAAGGGGAAUAGAAGGUAAUUGGAGGUUGUUUUUAGGUAGGGAUAUCAUUUUGUUGUCACAUUCUUUCUAUUCACUUGCUCUCUCUUUCUCUCUCUGACACUUUUAUCUACAGACUCUAACAUUAAAAAUUCACGGAAAGUUUUUUUUAUAAAUAUUUUCAAAUUCAAGUGAUUGUUGAAUCUAUUCAAGAGAAUAUUAGUGUAGUAUUUACUUGGAAAAUAAAUUA